Messenger RNA from Drosophila sechellia, 1763 nucleotides. RefSeq lists its product as uncharacterized. Lineage: Eukaryota; Metazoa; Arthropoda; Insecta; Diptera; Drosophilidae. The transcript is spliced from 5 exons. Bases 206 to 1057 code for a protein of 283 amino acids. Gene Ontology annotation, molecular function: N-acetyltransferase activity. The record is from RefSeq and is a predicted model, not a curated record.
UUCGCUUCGUUGACGGUAUCAUCCAAAAACUCGCGUGCCCAUGCGAUUAGAUUAGAUGCCUAUGUCUAUGUGCUAGGUUUUUAAAGCUUCCAUUGGAAAUACAUGUUGCCUAGUCGUAAACCUGUAUCGCUCAGUUAGAGACCACCACUGGACGCGGCUGCUUCUAUACUUUGUGGCUAGCUGGCUGACCGAUAAGCCAUUGAGAAUGCGGAUGGAAAACGGAAGACUCUGGGGAACGCUGCACGACGGCAAAUUUGAGGUGCGCAGUGUCACUCACUCCGACCUGGAAGAGGCGCUAGAUAAAUUAAUUAAGGCGAUGAAGGACUGUAUCGAAGUUUUCGAUGGGGAGUUUGAGGUCCUGCGUGUGACUCCACCGCUUUAUGAUGAAGUUGAAGAGUUGCUUGUGAACAUUUCGAUCAAUUAUGAGUUCGUAUGUGUGAUCGCCAAACUGAAAGACUCUCCGUUGGCCAUUGCCGAGCUACGUAAUCUUAUAAGACACAUCAUAUCCCGAGGAAUAUCAUUCGCUAUACGACACGUGGAAAGUGGCAGAAUUGUGGCUGCAAUCGCAAAUAUAAUAUUUAAUACAAAGAGAAAAACUUUAUACUACCACAUUUGCGACCAGAUCAAGAGUCCGAACAUGAUUAAGUAUAUGGAACUUUGGGAUGCUAUCGAUGCGAGCUUUGAUGUCAACGAGCACUGCCAGGUGGACAGCACGGGAGAUGUGGAAUACAUGGCCACUGUGCCGGAGUUCAGACGACGUGGCCUGGGCCACAUCCUAUGCCAGCACUCCAUCCAGUUCGCAAGUCUCUUGGCCCAGCGGAAGCUGCCGCUCGAGACACUCGCCCAGCUGCCUGAGGAGAUGCGGAUUGAAAGACCGCAGGCCAUUGUCGCAAUAACUACGUCCCAAUCCUCGCAAAUAAUGGGCAGACAAUUGGGAAUGAAAACUGUGCAUAAGUGGCACUUUUCCGAGCUGAUGUCCUUGUGCGGAGCAAUGGCGGAGUCCAAUUGCGCAGCACAGGCCUGUGAAUAUGCAGAACUGCAAGUAGUAAAGAUUUGAUGGAAACCUAAUGCGCAAUCUGACUAGGUUCAUAGAUUACUUAGCAAAAAAAAAAAGAUAGUGACGCAAGAGUUCUUUAAAAACGGUAUUUAAUUUUUAUAAAUACAAAAAAAGUUUAAACAUCAUUCUUAUAUUAUUGGAAAUUAAACUAAAUUCCAGCGAAACACUUUUUAACAGUAUAAUUUCAUUUGUUAAGCUUAAUUAGGUGAGUCGCUAUCAUCUUAGUCAGCUGUUUGGAUGACGAGUUUCACCUUCUACGGGUAACACCAGGUUUAUACGAUGAAGCUGAAGAAGUGUGCAUACGAAUUCUAAAAUUACCUGUAAUUCUGACUAAUUUAUCAAGGAGUGCGGAAUCCUGAGAUGAUCAAACUACUCCGGACUUUAAUAAGGCAUAAUUAUAAUUACUUGGUUAUAACAGCAGAACUACAAAAUGAUUCCCUUCACUUUAGUAUUAUGCCCCAGUUCAAAAGUCUUAAAAUGGUUAGAUUAUAGAGAUGAAGUACGUGGUUAUCAUCGGAAAUUCCUAGUUCUAGUCCUUUUAGUACUUUGACCAGACAUAUCAUUCAUAUCGAAAGCUAAAAAGAGUAAACUUAAUCCUGAGAUGUUCGUGUUAUACAUAUACGAUGGUCACAUCCCCAUCAUAUGUGAGAUAUGUUCGAUCUUCAAGUGGCUCAUAGGUGGAAAAAAUUGGAGUUGACAGUCUUGG